UAAAAUCAAUGAAGGAAAGAAGACAAAGCCAGAAACUAUUUAAUACAUCCGGGAUGGAUCCUAACCAGAGUGUAAAGUGUAAAAUAGUAGUGGUGGGAGAUAGCCAGUGUGGAAAAACUGCUUUACUUCACGUGUUUGCUAAGGACUGCUUUCCUGAGAACUACGUCCCUACAGUGUUCGAGAAUUACACUGCCAGUUUUGAAAUCGACACUCAGAGAAUUGAACUGAGUCUCUGGGACACUUCAGGGUCCCCUUACUAUGACAACGUGCGGCCUCUCUCCUACCCGGACUCUGAUGCUGUUCUCAUUUGCUUUGAUAUAAGCAGGCCUGAAACCCUUGACAGCGUCUUGAAGAAGUGGAAAGGUGAGAUCCAAGAGUUUUGUCCUAAUACUAAAAUGUUGCUAGUGGGGUGCAAGUCUGAUCUCCGCACCGCUCUCAGCACAUUGGUAGAGCUGUCCAAUCACAGACAAACGCCAGUAUCGUACGAUCAGGGUUCCAACAUGGCCAAGCAGAUUGGAGCACCAUACAUAGAGUGUUCAUCUUUGCAGUCGGAGAACAGCGUAAGGGACAUUUUUCAUGUAGCCACCCUGGCAUGUGUAAACAAAACAAACAAAAAUGUCAAACGCAACAAGUCAACAAGGGCAACCAAGAGAAUUUCACACAUGCCAAGCAGGCCAGAUCUGUCCGCAGUCACCUCAGAAUUGAGGAAGGACAAAGCAAAGAGCUGCACAGUAAUGUGAGGAAUCUGAACUGGAGGGAUGGAAUUCCAAUACUUUUAUGGACAAGAAAGGUAGCUGGUGAAGAUUCAAUGAGGUGCACUGCCCCACAGGUGUGAAACAAGGGCUCUGUCAGCACUUUAAAGAAUAUUCUUCACCCUCAGUUGUGGUUUUAUAUGCUUAACCAGAGCAGAGAGCUGGAAUUUUAAGGAUGUAAUUGAAGAAAAAAAAAGUGUCUUCACGGUUUCUGAAAAAACAAAAAAGCCAAAUACAAAAAAAACCUUAAAAGGCCUCAAAUAUAAAGUUAUAUGAACUCUAAAAAGUAGUCAUUUGUAAUCCACUCCAAAUAUAUCUGCCUUUUACUUGAGCAGUCAUAUCUGACCCAAUUUCCUACAUCAACAGGAAAUGACCUCAUUCUGUUCUAGCUUCUGGAGGUGAUAUCUUACCGUUUGGGAGUUUAGCAGGAAAAUUUAAGUAUGGCCGAUUUCUUCAGGAAGAGGUGUGGAUUGAUGUUCUCUAAGCAGCAUAGCUUCCUGGAGGAAAUGUGAAAAGCACAACCUUUUGCUUCAUCUCUCUCCUGAUCGGAUGAUUCCUCACACUGUAGGCUUCUGUGCUCUUCAACAGAGUGGAUUCUAUGUGCAGGUUCCGCAGCCCGAUGGUGCAGGACCCAGGGAAAGAGAUGCCAAAUGGCAGAACAUCACUGUGGUUUAAAACUGAUUUUGUUCCCCCUCCUUCAUUUUGUAACCAACUUUUCAUAUGGAAAAAGUUGUCUUAAGUAUUUGUUUUGUAUGGAAAUUACAUUUUGCACCAUCACAAAAUGUCUGAAAGCACUUCCAAUUUACUAGACAAAACACAACAAGCUUUUAAGGAAAAAAAAAAUUAUCAUAUCAUACUGUGCUUUAUGGAAGCAUGGAUAACUUAAAUGUACCCAAAGAGCUUUCAGGGUUAAAGUCUACAGGGUAAUACCAUGGGUGCAUAUUUAGACACAUCCAUUCCCAUUGCUCAAGUCAAUCAGCAUUGCUGCCAUUUGCCUAUAUACAAAUGGGUGAUCCUUCCUAGUACAAUGACUAAAGAAUCAUUUGCACCUGUUGGCCAGAAAUUCUAUUUCUUAUAUAAUGGUUUCCUCUGUUGUGCAACAAUAGCAUAUCUGUAUGGCUCAGUAGUUUGACAAAACAAAUGUAUCUUUUCAGUCUUUCACUCCAUUGGUUGAAGGGCACAGCAGCCUAUGGCACGUUUUAAAAGCCAGUUGAAAAGAAAAUGGGCUGAUUUUAAUAAUAUAUCGUUACAUAAUACUUAAUUUUUGAAGGGUUUUAUUUGGGGUUAUCAGACUAGAAAGCAUAGACCGGGCACUGAAUAGAAAAAAGCCUGACAAUAUUCAACAUGUAACAAUUCUCAUAGUUGCACUUUGUUUUGUUUUGCAAGAAGAUAAUAACAAUAUCGUUCCUGUAUUUAUAAUACCCCACUUGACUGGGGAUGUUUAAUUCUAAACUAUGCUUUCAGAUUGGUGCAUCAGUAUCCUUAAGGGCAGUAUUAUAAACUAGCUGGCAAGUGCUUUCUGUAUUUAAAUGUAAAGAAGAAAUAAUUAAGUUAUAAAAAAAUAAUAAUAAUAAAUUAACCAUUGAGCAUCAUUACUUUUUUUUUAAUGUUGAAGUCCAUUUGUAAGUGUUUCUGCAGUAUUUAUUGA
Molecule: messenger RNA, 2400 nt
Organism: Polyodon spathula (Mississippi paddlefish)
Lineage: Eukaryota; Metazoa; Chordata; Actinopteri; Acipenseriformes; Polyodontidae
Product: rho-related GTP-binding protein RhoE-like
Exons: 5
Coding region: 9-740 (243 amino acids)
Biological process (GO): small GTPase-mediated signal transduction
Molecular function (GO): GTPase activity; GTP binding
Source: RefSeq, a predicted model, not a curated record